Haliotis rubra (blacklip abalone) is the source of this 3752-nucleotide messenger RNA. RefSeq lists its product as uncharacterized. NCBI's taxonomy places the organism in Eukaryota, Metazoa, Mollusca, Gastropoda, Lepetellida, Haliotidae. The transcript has 2 exons. Bases 93 to 1955 code for a protein of 620 amino acids. The record is from RefSeq and is a predicted model, not a curated record.
CUCGUGGCGUUAUUUAACGGUUAACUUCCUACUAUACUCCUCGGUGGGGUGGUUGUAGUGGGGUCUAUCGGAUAUCUCGUGUUUGGGUAAAGAUGAGCGUCGUUACUGGACCUGUCGACAGAUCUACCCGACCUGGCAGACGUCUAUCAUCUCUUAGUGAAGAGGACAGACGGCUUUCAUCUGUGGAGGAACACAGUGAGGAGAGAGACCACAAGCCACCGACAAAGGCAACAGCGAAGAUGCGUCUGUGUCGAGUGUUCUACAGAGCCAGGUCACGCAGUAAGAGACGGCGAUGUGCAUUAUGGGUAGGGUCACUGCUUGGUGCAUUUUGUCUCAUCUAUUUCAACGUUAUGGGUAUGAACACACUCAAUCAAGAUCAGCCAUUGUUUCUGGCCAAAGAUGUCCAUCCACGAAAGCCCAUGGCCUUCAAACCCCCCGAACCACCCAAGAAGGAUGACGAGCUAGACUUUGACCACGACCUUAUGCCCGACUUGGUACCCGCCAUCUUGCAUUAUGUUUGGUGUGGCAGACGCCAUUUCGAGUACCGUCACUACCUGGCGAUCAGGAGCGCCGAUCGCGCAGUGAGACCGGACAAAGUGUUUUUCCAUUAUGAAGAGCUUCCCGUGGUGGAUCAAGAAGGGUACUAUCAGUGGUUUAAUGACACCUUACAGGAGAUAGAUCACCUACUUCCACGGCCCCUCAACUACUCAGUGUGUCCCAGAAGUGGAACUGCAGAGAGAUACAUCCUGGUGCUGGAUAUACUAGACAAGUUUGGGGGCAUCUAUAUACCAGAAGAUUCCAUUUGGAUUGACUUUCCUGUACACCUCCGGACGAGUCCACUUGUUGCCGGGGUAGUAGCUACAAGUCCAACUGAAUAUGCUGAUGGAAUUAUCAUAGGCAAGAAAGGUGGCUUCGUUCCGCCGACCACCCCCGAGGAACUUCUGGUGGUGCUGAGUCUCGGCGUACACGAACAUGGCGGAAUCAAACCUUGUGUUUCAGAAGAAGGAUAUGUCAAAGAUGUUGUCGGGGAUAAGAUAUGUGUUCGGGUAGAAAGGAAUAUAUUUCCUAAAGACAUAUGGGAAGAAAAAUCAAAAUUCGCCAUGUUGUCAAGGGUUGUGUCAUACGGUGUAGUUAACAUCAAACACUUGUACAGUAUGAAAAACCCAGUACCUAAAAUCGGCCAUUACGUCUGUGUUGAUUGCAACAUCAGGUUCACUGGUUAUCUGAGCAUGCUGAGUGCAAUCUACGUGGCUGGACUGAGCAAAGUGUACAUUCAUGGUGUGGAGAAGCCGACGGGCAAGUGGUGGGUCAAGCUCCAGGAGGACCCUCGCUUCAUAUACGUGUAUAGGGAAUACCCAGAAUCAGUAUACGACAAGGCUGUCAUGACACCAAGACUAGCUGUAGGGAUCAUGAAAGUGGCCAUUCUUCUCAAAUAUGGAGGUAUAUAUCUAGAUUUUUCUGCUCUCUGGACACAGAAGAUUCCAGAUACGUAUUUUGGUUACGAUGCAAUUGCAUCCCCUGACUGGCAUCUUUACGGCCACUGGCCAGACUCCAUUAACCAUGGGGUUCUCAUUGCCAAAAGAAAUUCCAAAUAUUUACAAAAACUGAGAACAAUUUUACAAAAGUACAAGAGUAAUAAUUAUUGGUAUAACGAUCAUUACUUGGCAUAUAAGGUUGUGGAAAAAGACCCUACUCUGGUUUGGUUAAAUAGACGUUUGCAAGUGAAGUGUUUGAACCAUAACUGUCAUCCGACGUGGCAGGCAGACUACAAGUCGGGGUUGAUGCAGAAUAAGCCGGGCGCCCCGUUCAGUUGGGAAAAUGACACUCUCACUGUCCACUGGACUGACACAUUCCCGGAACUCGACCUAGACAUGGUCAAAUACACGAGUGGGAUCAUCAUUGACGUGAGUCGAUAUAUAUUCCAGUCAGCGGGAAUAGCGCUCUCCCAGGCUUGACCUUUAAAUGCACAGAUCUUGCAGAGACGAACUCAACGUGUGGAUGCUUGUGAAACUGGUCGGAAAUAUGUCCCAUCUCAUGCAGUUCAAUAAGGACACCAUUCAUAUUUAUGUGAUAUUUACACCACCAACGAAAUCCUCUGGCUCAUAAACUAAUGACGUGCUACUAUGAGAGUCAUAGGUUGUACACGUGAUUGCAUAAACUAGCUGUGUUCCCUCAUGGAGCCAUCCCUGGACAAUGUCUGGGAGUGCUGAAGACCGCACGUGAGACUCGACAAUACCAUGAUGAGUAUUGUGAUGGUGAGACUAGCAAGUGAUUUGUAAAUGAAGACUGAUUUCAGUAUGAACUUAAUGUGUAUCUGCAUUUUAAACGAAUGGCAGGCGAUGUAUACUUGAUGCUAUAUUUCAUGUUGGGUGUCCAUGUAAGCGGGUGCGGUGUCUACACUAGGUGACCAAUAUAGUAGUGCAUGUGUAUUUAAAACGGGCUAGUACUUAUCAUACUUUCAUCUCUCUGGCCUCCUGUUCACGCCUUAACGCUACACAAAUCGAGGGCUAUUAUUAUAUCACGUGCAGACUGCUCUAUAGGCGCUUCUUGCGCAAUAGCUUCACCUUUUUAAGUAGCUGUAGAUUAUGGGGUUCGCUUUGCUUCGUGUACUGGAAACAUAUAGUAGCACAUUCGUGACCACUGACUCGAGUUGGGACAUUCUAUGACCUGUCUUAUACAGCGAAAUGCUCGCAGACGGUUGCGUUGAUUAUGCACAAGCGACCUUUUUAUGUUUGAGGAAGGAUUCUCAAGUAUAAAAUAAUUGACUAAAAAAACAUUGAUUUCCUCAAAAAUGCACUGUUCUACAUGUUUUAUGUUUAUUUUGUUUUCAUUUCGGUUCGACUGACUAGUUGAACCAUGAAUCUCUUACCGCAGGAUAAAAACAUUCCCCUUGUCACGUCCUGACUCUACUGACAGGGGUCCGCCAUAUUCCCCUAAGGGAAUUUCGUUGCAGAUUGUAUUGUAUGUUGUGGAAAUCCGGUUUAGUGCAGGUCGUCACAUAACCCAAGACUUGUCUCAAUGCGUGUCAUCGUGGUUGGCCCCACUGAUUAUGUCAGGGAUUUGUCUGGAUCAGACUCGAGUAUUUACUGGCCGCUUCUUAUACAGUGGACUCCCGCUAAACCGACAUCGCUCGGCACCGAUGAAAAAUGUCGACUUAGAGGGAUGUCUUUAGAAACUCAAUCCAAAAUUAAACGACACACACUAAACACACGUUUUGGAACCGGAUUUGAGCGUCGUAAUUCGGAGUUUCUUAUAUGAUGUAAUAUAGGGACAAAUUCGGGACCAAAUAUGUCGGUUUGCAGGGAUUGUCAGAUUAGAGGGAUGUCGGUUUAGAGGGAGUCCACUGUAUAGCUGGGAUACUGCUGUUCGCGGCAAUAACCAACAUUCACUCACCACUCACUAGCUAGUAUGAAGUCAGCGCCCUCUGGUGUUAUCAGUCGUUCCUGCUGGCUGAAGUCGUUUUGCUGUCACAAUCAUUCCAUCCAAACAAAUUAGUCAAUGUCCGUUUGUCCUGACCCCUACAAGUCAUACAAUACAGACACGCCGAACUGGGGUCAUUGUGUCGACAAUGCAUUACCACGCAUGCCCUGCUCCCACGUCGGUGUUGCUGUAUUGUCCUUCAUUCCGUAUCUCUCGGGGAAAGCCAUACAUGUGGUGCAAGCUUCUAUUUCCUGGUUGUGAAAUGUAUGAUCAUAUGUGUAACUGUAAAAUAUGUGAUUAUGUCAAUCUGAAUAAAACAAAUAUCUUUUAAA